Molecule: messenger RNA, 2866 nt
Organism: Lampris incognitus (smalleye Pacific opah)
Lineage: Eukaryota; Metazoa; Chordata; Actinopteri; Lampriformes; Lampridae
Product: chloride anion exchanger-like
Exons: 21
Coding region: 172-2442 (756 amino acids)
Biological process (GO): transmembrane transport
Cellular component (GO): membrane
Molecular function (GO): oxalate transmembrane transporter activity; chloride transmembrane transporter activity; bicarbonate transmembrane transporter activity
Source: RefSeq, a predicted model, not a curated record
CCGGUCUGGAAACACUCACACACACACACACACACACACACACAUACACAUACAACACGGGGGACGGCAAGUUUAAGAGAAACUUGGGCCAGGCAACUUCUUCCACAACAGUCUGAACACACAAAGCCGCACAGAGGUGCCGUCCAGUCCAGCAGCCAGAACGGAGGCGAGAUGAUGCGAGCCAAAGCCAAGCAGUACGCGGUGACCAGGCCGCUGUACUCCGAGGAGAGCUUCGCCGAGGAGCACGAGAGGGUCUACCGCCACCGCAAAACCAUCCUGGACCAUGUGAAGCAGUACUUCACGUGCAACUCCAAACGGGCGAAGAACACCGUGCUCUCCCUCCUGCCCGUCAUCGGCUGGAUGAGAGUGUACAGAGUUAAGGAGUGGCUGCUGAGCGACAUCGUGUCGGGGGUCAGCACGGGGCUGGUGGCCGUCCUGCAAGGUUUGGCGUACUGCCUGCUGGCCUCCCUUCCUCCCUGGUACGGACUCUUCUCCGCUUUCUUCCCUGUGGUCAUUUACUUCUUCCUGGGAACCUCCAGACACAUCUCAGUGGGUCCAUUCCCGGUGCUGUGUCUGAUGAUUGGCUCAGUGGUGACCCGGCUGGUUCCUGACGAGGGCCCCCCUGUUAACAUCACAGGGUUCGAGGGCCUGACGAGGGAUGAGCAGAGAGUGGUGGUGGCCUCCUCCGUGACCUUUCUUGCCGGUAUCAUGCAGCUGGCCAUGGGCAUUUUUCAGGUGGGUUUUGUCGUCAUGUACCUGUCCGACACGCUGGUGUCCAGCUUCUCGACGGCGGCCGCAGUGCACAUCCUGGUGUCCCAGCUCAAGUUCGUGUUGGGGCUGGUCGUGCCGGGAAUCAGCGGACCACUUUCUAUCAUAUACACUCUGGAUAAGAUCUUUGUGCAGAUCACCUCCACCAACAUCUGUGACCUGGUGAUGUCCAUCAUCAUCAUGACGGUGGUGUUCAUCGUGAAGGAGAUAAACGACACAUACAAAGCCAAGCUGCCGGUGCCCAUCCCCAUAGAGGUCAUCACGACUGUCAUUGCAUGUGGGAUUUCCUAUGCUUUCGACUUCAAGACAAAGUUUAAAGUCGAUGUUGUCGGCCACAUACCGUUGGGUUAUGAAACGCCCGUGGCCCCAAACACGCAAAUCUUCCAGGAGACGGCAGUGGAGGCCUUUCCUAUGGCCAUUGUGGGUUUUGCUGUGGCGUUCUCUGUGGCGAAGGUCUACUCCAUCAAGCACGAUUACACCAUCGACGGAAACCAGGAGCUGAUAGCUUUUGGAGUCAGCAACAUCUUCGGAGCCUCUUUUAAGUCGUUUGCAGCGAGUACCGCUCUCUCCAGGAGCGCCGUGCAAGAGAGCACAGGUGGCAAGACCCAGGUGUCUGGUCUCCUGUCAGCAUUAAUAGUGAUGGUUGUAACUCUGUCACUGGGAUUCUUACUGGAGCCCCUUCCAAAGUCGGUGCUGGGCGCUGUGGUCAUGGUGAACCUGAAGGGCAUGCUGAUGCAGUUCAGGGAUGUCCCGUACCUUUGGAGGAGAGACAAACCGGACUGUGUGGUGUGGGUGGUGACCUGUGUGGCGGCCAUCUUGCUGGGUUUGGAUCUGGGCCUGGCCGUCGGCCUCGGGGUGGAGCUGUUCACCGUCGUCUUCAGGACUCAGUUCCCCCGAUGCAGUGUCCUGGCCAAUAUCAGAGGAACGGAGCUAUACAAAGACAGAAAAGAUUACAUCAACAUAUUUGAGCCGGAAGGGGUGAAAAUCUUCCGGAUAUCCUCACCCAUCUUCUUCGCCAACAUCGAGUUCUUCAGGGGCAAGCUGGUGGAAGCCAUUGGGUUUAACCCUCUCAGGGUGCUGAGAAAGAGAAACAAGGCCCUGAGGAUGAUCCGGAAGCUUCUGAAGAAAGGAGACCUCCAGCUGACGUCUAAGGGCUACCUGAAUACCUCCUGUGGACCAAUCACAGAGUCAGAGGAUGAGAUGAACGUGGAGGAGCUGGACCAGCCCAUCGACUUCAAGGACCUUCCCAUCCGGAUCAACUGGAACGCCGAGCUUCCGGCCAACAUCUGUGUGCCCACAGUGGAGCUCCACAGCCUGAUCCUGGACUUCUCCGCUGUCUCCUUCCUGGACAUCUCCGCCCUGAAGGGACUUAAAACGGCACUGAAAGAGCUGAUUCGAGUUGAAGUUGAGGUCUACAUUGUGGCCUGUGAUAUGCACAUCCUGGAGAAACUACACCAAUGCAGCUUCUUCGACGACGAGGUUCAGCCAUCGAUGUUCUUCCUCACACUCCAUGACGCCAUGCUGCACAUCCUGGAGACACACCCCGAGGCAACCGAGAAGAAAUCACAGUGUGAAAAGGUUUUAACGACAGUCACAUUUCCACAUCCAAUCAAUGGCUGGAACAGUGUGAGGAUCAGAGACAAAACUGCUUCAGAACCAGAGACCAAGUUCUGACCCAGAACUUAAUGAUGACGUCAUCUUCGUCGUUGAAGACCCCCUAUGGCUACUAAUACCAGGAGCGCCAACUGCAAAAAAACAAAAACAAAAAAAUAACUUUUUUUUUAAACUUUUUCUGAUUCCAAAACAGCUUAUCGUGAAUUAUGAGAUAUUGUUUGAAAUCAAUGUAUCGGUAAAUCUGUAUUUGCACAUAUUUAUUUUCAGUUAGGAAUGACACUGUAACUUCAAAUUUUGCAUGGUAUUGUUGCAUUUUAUACUGUACAUAGUGAGUUUGUAGAGAAAGUCAGGCUGGAUAUACGUUUAACGUGUUUUAGUGCUUUCUUUUAGCGACAGCGGGAAAUACCUACACGUUUUUUUGGGGAUCUUGGAGAUAAUGUUUAAAAAAAGAGAAUAUGCACUGGCCUAAUAAAAAAAAAAACAU